Molecule: messenger RNA, 782 nt
Organism: Papilio xuthus (Asian swallowtail)
Lineage: Eukaryota; Metazoa; Arthropoda; Insecta; Lepidoptera; Papilionidae
Exons: 1
Coding region: 115-756 (213 amino acids)
Source: RefSeq, a predicted model, not a curated record
UAUAGUGAUUUAAACAAAAAUAAGAAAUUUCUUCUAUCUCCGUCACGGAAGAAUUUAUUAUAUUGUUAUUUGUUUAUUCAUACACCCAAGUGGUAUUUAAGUACACUUGUUAAUAUGUCUUCAUAUUUCGAAAGACAGAAGAGUCUGUUUAACACUUUAAAAGAUGCCGAAGAACAAUAUAGCUUUUCGAAAACAAACAAGGCCUCACCUAAUACAGAUUAUGGAGUUAUCGAUAGAAGUGCUUACAGAAAACUUAAAAAUGAAAUGAAGAAAUUUGUUGGAAAAGAGAGUAUAUUUAAACGACCAGAAGCAAAAUUACGGAAUUGUCUCUGUCCAAAAACAGUACCUGACCAUGUAAAGAAUCCUGAUAAAUGGGUUUAUUACUCAUUAUCAGAUGUGACUGCUGAACAAAUGUCAGAUGCCACCAACACCGCAACUGCGUUAGCACUGAUACGUGAAUUAGAAGAAAGAAAUAUUGAAAAACAUUCUAUGGAUGAAGAUUCACACGACAGUUUUGUAUUUAAGAAACCUCUCUUCAAAGCAUCCAAGACACUAAAGGUCAAACCUAUUGAAGAUGAUGAGAAGCCAACAAUUAAACAAACCAAAAUCAUAAUGCCAGAAUAUGUUGUUGGUGUUUCAAAGAAAAAAGAAAAGAAGAACAAAGUACAGAUAUCAAAUGACAACUCAGAUAGAACAAAGAAAGUAGAAUUAAAACUAAAUCAUCUCACAGACUUAGAUGAUGAAUCUGAAGUCUAAUUUUAUAAUAAAAAUAUUACUUCACA